GGGACACAUGGGGAUGUGUUGUGUAGUAAAUGUGUUAUAACCAGAUCGACUCAUCUUGAUCGACAUGAUCGAAUCGACGGUCCUUCCCUGGGAUCGAUUGGACAUCAGUUUCAGAUAACGAGCCAAUACAGCGAGCGCGCACGUCCCCACGAGGAUCCCACGAGCGCGUGUCAGUAGCACGGGACGCUCCUCUCCUCUCGCGCCCCCAACAAUAGAGUGGUACGUACCAUUAUCACAGCGCACAAUGGGGACAUUUCCCCACGAAUUGACAUCGCUUCGCGUGCUUCACGUCGAAAAGAGCGUGCACGUCGCCCGUGUGUGAGUUUCACGCGGUUUCUUUUUUCCUUCCGAGCCCGCUCUUUGCCUCCUCGGAGCGGAUUUAACGCCGGAUUCCAGCCGCGUUUCUCCGGAGCGUCCCCUCGGAAACACAGAGUCCCCGGGUCGCUCUCCUCUUCCAGCAGCAGGGCUACAUUUGAUGUCAGCGACCCGAACAAACAUGGAGCCGAGCCGGGGAUUUAAAGCCUUGGAUACGGGGGCAUGCGCUGCGGCUCAGUGAGGAUGGACGGACAGUAAAGAGGAAUACUUUUUUAUCAAACAUAUCAGUUAGUGGUGUUGCAGCAGAAGGAUGCCGCUGGUGAAGCGCACCAUCGAGCCCCGGCACCUGUGCCACACGGUGCUGCCGAGGAACAUCAAGAAUGAGCUGGAGUGUGUGACUAACAUCUCCUUGGCCAACGUCAUCCGCCAGCUCAGCAGCCUGAGUAAAUAUGCAGAAGACCUGUUCGGAGAGCUGUUCAACGAGGCCCACUCCUUCUCUUUCCGGGUCAACUCCCUGCAAGAGCGAGUGGACCGCCUCUCCAUCAGUGUCACACAGCUUGACCCCAAAGAGGAGGAAUUGUCUCUUCAGGACAUCACCAUGAGAAAGGCCUUUAGGAGUUCCACUAUUCAGGACCAGCAGCUUUUCGACCGCACGUCGCUGCCCAUCCCUCUGCAGGAGACCUUCGAGACCUGCGAGCGGCCGCCGCCCCUCAACAUCCUCUCGUCCUACAGGGACGAUGGGAAGGAGGGCCUGAAGUUCUACACCAAUCCAUCCUACUUCUUCGACCUGUGGAGAGAAAAGAUGCUGCAGGACACAGAAGACAAGAGGAAGGAGAGGAGGAAACAGAAGCUGGAAAUGCCUUAUCUUGUGUGUCCGAAGGGCCUUAUAAGAGUCCUCUCUGAAACCCCUCCUCCCCUCCUCGGUACCCCAGAGUUGCAGGAUCCCCGCAUGUAUGAUCAGGUCUAUAGGUACUUAGACCUUCCAGGACAGAUGAAGGCAAUAGAGCGUCCGCCGGAGUCGGAGAAGAUACCGCGGGCGCCGCACGACCGUAAAAAGGAGUGGCAGAAACUGGCUCUGGGGGCGGAGUUGGCACAGGACAUCUCUGAGGACAAGCACAGAGAGGCCAACGGAUCUGCAGGUUAUCAUAACAGGGAUCCUAUGUACACGGAGGAAAUGGACGGGCACUUUUCGCUGGCGGCGCUGCCCUACACCCAGAUGAACGAGCUGCUGAACCGCACCGGGGACAGAAUGUAUUCGCGGCCCCACGACCCGCCACCACCUCCUCCCAUGCACCCACUGGGAGAGAUCAAGCCACCCUCUGUGAUCAGCUCCAGUUCGGGCUUUUCCGACAGCAGACCUCAGUCUCCGGCACGAACAGCAGGUUUCAACUCCAACACUCCUCCUCCCCCGCCUCCACCUCUUCCCCCUCCGCCUCCGCCCUUACCCUCCUCAGGCAUGCGGGGCACCCCUCCUCCUCCCAUUCCUCCUCUACCAGUCCAGCAGCCCAUGGCGAUCCCACCUGCCCCUGCUCCCCUCCAGAUUGCUCCGGGGGUGCUCCACCCGGCGCCUCCGCCCGUGGCGCCUCCACUCCACUCCUCCUCCCCGGCUCGUCUCCAGCAGGUCCUGGACAAGGGCCCACCCAUGAGCUUUGGUGCCCAUGCGGCCGGCAACAUCCUGCCUCCUCCCCCACCGCCUCCUCCUCUGCCUCUCCCCGGAGCGCGGAGCUCCUCGCCGGGUAUGUCAGGACCGCCACCGCUGCCGGCCUUCCCCUCAGCAGGAGCCAUGGCCUCACCCCACAACCUCCACGAUUUGGGGUCCAAGAGGCACCACCCAGCCAGUCUACCGCCCAUCAGCGAUGCUCGCAGUGUCCUGUUGGAGGCCAUCAGAAAAGGCAUACAUCUGCGCAAAGUGGAGGAGCAGCGAGAGCAAGAGGCUAAACACGAGCGAGUCGGCAACGACGUGGCCACCAUCCUGUCCCGGCGCAUCGCUGUGGAGUACUCCGACUCCGAGGACGAGUCCGAGUUCGACGAAGGAGACUGGAUGGAGUGAUGGCCGUCAGAGAGUUGGGGGGGAAAAAAUAAAAAGCAGCGGUGGCAGGAGAGGACAAAAUUGUUCAGGUGCACCCACCUCCAAAUACC
Molecule: messenger RNA, 2454 nt
Organism: Platichthys flesus (European flounder)
Lineage: Eukaryota; Metazoa; Chordata; Actinopteri; Pleuronectiformes; Pleuronectidae
Gene: wasf1
Product: WASP family member 1
Exons: 11
Coding region: 626-2365 (579 amino acids)
Biological process (GO): actin cytoskeleton organization; positive regulation of Arp2/3 complex-mediated actin nucleation
Cellular component (GO): SCAR complex; cytoskeleton
Molecular function (GO): actin binding; Arp2/3 complex binding; protein kinase A regulatory subunit binding
Source: RefSeq, a predicted model, not a curated record